AUGAAUCCCUGCGCUCGCCUGUCUCGCCUCGGCCUUCCUACGGCACUCGUCGCGGGUCUCGUUGUCAUCUGUUUCCUCGCGACCCACGCCAGCGCCGCUGUUGGUGACCCUUGUGCUGGCGUGGACUGUGGGGUGGAGGCUUCCUGCGCUGGUCUCAGUCCUACCGAAACCUUUUGCGACUGUCACCAGGAAGAUCUUGUCUUUAACGAGGCUGACAAGACGUGCUAUGCCCCCGUGGUGCGGACGACGGUGGGGCUACAGGCAAGAGGCUACGGCCCCAUGGCAGACCUGACCUUCUUGACCACUUUGCCGGCAACCACCGUGUGCGGCAGGCUGGGCCUCCCAGUUACCAACAUCGCCGUCUCGUGGAAUGCCUCCAAGCCCUGUGCAUGGCAUAUAGGCUCACCAAGCCUGUGCGUCGCGGCUAACAACGCCAUGUGCAGCAGCCUGACGUUCUACUCCGCCCCGGACUGCACGAAGAAGCCGGCCUUUACAAUCGCGCGCCCUGCGAGGGAGGGCAAUUUCUACCCCCUCACGACAAGGACUGUCAAAGGAAUCAAAUCCCUGGGAUCAGUUGCUUGCAAGAUCACCAUGUGUGAGAAUGAUUGUGGAACUGCUGAGUGCGUUCAGAAGGAGGGCCAGUGGCAGUGCCAGUGCCCCGAGGGCCUCGUGUUCAACGCUGCCAAGAAGCUCUGCCACGCUGCUCCUCCUCGUACGUGCCUUGUUGUUUGUUGCGUGCUUUUCAACAAGGAUGAAUUAGCUAGGCACGUCUUGGUGGGGGCUGAUGGUGAUGGAACAGAGGUGGAAGCAACUGCAUGCGGUUGCACGUAG
This is a messenger RNA of Closterium sp. Yama58-4, 831 nucleotides long. The record is from the annotation of a GenBank genome assembly. NCBI's taxonomy places the organism in Eukaryota, Viridiplantae, Streptophyta, Zygnematophyceae, Desmidiales, Closteriaceae.